Molecule: messenger RNA, 360 nt
Organism: Rotaria socialis
Lineage: Eukaryota; Metazoa; Rotifera; Eurotatoria; Philodinida; Philodinidae
Source: the annotation of a GenBank genome assembly
AUGUCGAAAUAUUUCAUCAUAAGUUUACUUUUUAUUUCUAAAUGUGUCGCUCCCAUCGAUGGAUUUAUUCGUGUUUGUAAUAAAGGUGGUUAUUUAGCUAAAUGUUAUCUUCAAUCGCGAGCUGCAGAUUCUGCACGUCGAAAGCAUCACGAUGAUACAGGAUUGUUUCCGGUUGCUCAAUGUAGAACCAUGGAGGUUCCUGUAAUUGCUGUUUUAAAUCGUCUUGAAUGUAAAUCUCUUGCUUUUAUUGCUGUUUAUAAAAGUAUUUUCGUACAAGAGUUUGCUUCGAGUAUGUUUAAUUAUUGUUAUGAAAUUACCGGAACUACAUUGAAUCCAAAAUGGUCACAAACAAGAUGCUAA